CCCCGAUUCAACCCCCUUCCUCUCGGACCCGGAAUCAAAAGUAGCCGUUGCCCGCUCCCCCCGCGCCGUGCACCUCGCGUCCCAUGGACUCCGCCACCGUGGCUCUCGCCAGCCCCGCCUCCGACGACCGGCGGUUCUGGGACCGCCUCCGCAACCGCGUCGACACCAUCCUCGAGGACCGCGGCGUGCUCCCACAACCCGCCGCUGCCGCCACUACGCGCGGGGUGGAAUCCGAGCGGGGGAAGCGCCUCCGGGAGGACUCGCUGAUGCUCGUCCGUGGUCUGGACUCCGUCGCCGCGUCGCUGGCGCAGCUCUCCGACACCCUCACCGCCGCGCAGAAGGGAGUGAGUGCUCUGGCCACGUGCUCUUCUCAGGCGAGGGAAUGCGAGCGCCGCGCCGAAUUAGAUGAGGAAGAAGAGGAGCCAAAGGCAAAGCGGCUGUGUGGCGACUCGUUGGAGGCCGCGGGCCUGGAUGGCGAUUCUCCAGUCGCCGGAAAGGAAGCGUCUGCGGCUGCGGCUGCUGGUUCUGAUGUAGAGGAAACCGCGGGCGUCAAACUGCGGCAGGGGACGGGGGGUGGGCAGGCCUCCGCGGAGGUCGCGCAGAGCACUAACCUGAAGCGGGCCAGAAAUCUGGCGGUUUCAAUGGCAAGCAGAGCAGCUGCGCUCGCAAGGGAGCUCAAGAACAUCAAGUCGGAGUUGCACUUCAUGCAGGAGAGGUGUGGUUUGCUUGAGGAGGAGAAUAAGAGACUCAGAGAGGGAAAUGACAGCGGAGUCAGCCCUGAAGAAGAUGACCUGGUGAGACUACAAUUGGAGGCUCUACUGGCAGAGAAGUCGCGGCUGGCGCAGGAGAACGCCAACCUGACGAGGGAGAACCAGAGCCUGAUGCAGCUGGUGGAGUAUCACCAGUUGACCUCCCAGGAUCUGGAGGAGUCCUACGAGGAUGUUAUGCAGGGGAUGCGGCUUGACUUCUCGUCGCCGUUGGGGAAGAUUAGUGAUGACGAAAAAGGCGAGUACGAUGAUGGAGUUCCGGUCACCCCGGCUGAGGUGUCGAGCUCCCCUGAUGAGUAGAUGGAUGGAUGGCAGAAUAAGAUGGGUUUUCCAAUGGUGGAAUUUUCCUGUGUACCAGGUGCCACAGCAGUAUUCCAUUAUUACUGCUUUUGUAUGUGCUCCUAACUGACCACUCUUGGUGGUGGUUUUGAUUUUUUUUACUGGCAAUAAUACUUUAUUUAUUCCAUCCAGUUUACA
Molecule: messenger RNA, 1244 nt
Organism: Setaria italica (foxtail millet)
Lineage: Eukaryota; Viridiplantae; Streptophyta; Magnoliopsida; Poales; Poaceae
Exons: 5
Coding region: 84-1067 (327 amino acids)
Source: RefSeq, a predicted model, not a curated record